Molecule: messenger RNA, 2931 nt
Organism: Talaromyces atroroseus
Lineage: Eukaryota; Fungi; Ascomycota; Eurotiomycetes; Eurotiales; Trichocomaceae
Exons: 1
Coding region: 1-2931 (976 amino acids)
Molecular function (GO): protein binding
Source: RefSeq, a predicted model, not a curated record
AUGUCGAGCAAUAUUCACGGUGCGCCAAUGGCGCCUCUUUGGUGGACAGCGUCCAGCGGCCAAACUCAUUCCAACACACUACCCCAGAAACCCUCACGUUGGUCGGAUAACUGGGAUCUAGCAACAGAACCUUUCCCCGAAUUCGCCACAGAGCCACAUUCUAUAGAUGGCACAUCAGAUAUUAUUGCCCUGAAUGCAUCCGAUCACCGCUCAGCCACUCCCACUUCACAUUCCAAGGAUCACAAUUUGAGAGAAUACCUUUCGUCCUCGCCUUGCAUUUCCGAAGAUACGGCUUCCUCUGAGAAUGAUACGUCGAGCCCAGGUAGUUCUAGUCUCGAUUUGUCGCGAAGUCAAACACCCUCUUCCGAAUCGGAGUGGCAAAGUAACCGUGCCGCUACUCAUAUACACACAGAACAAAUUCCAGCGGCAAAUCGCGCACCCCCGGAGAUAUUGGAUCAGAUUUAUGGCUUGCUAAGCCCACGAGAUUUUGACAAUGCUAGGCGAACAUGCUCGCAAUGGAUGCGUGCCAGUUUACAGCAAGCUCUUCUCGAGAGCAUGUUAAAGAGGGCCGGUUGGUGGGAUGCAUGGCGGCGAGACUGUCAAACGUAUCGGCCUGCCAACGGCGUGGAGCAAAGUUUGGUCUGGCGACUGAGCAAGCGUUUCGCAACCGAGUGUGUCUUAUCUGGCCGAAAAGUGAAUGUCGAGAAGAGCGGAUUUUUACCAACUGGAAUGGUGGAUUUCGGACAAUUAUCGCGUGAAUCUUUGCCAAAGGAAUCGCCGGGCUUGUCACGCGAUAUGUUUACCGGCUCUGCACCAAGACUGACAGCUGCACUUCGAGAUCCGGCCUUCUCUCGUUCCAUCAAGUUCAGUGUCAGUGUUUGUGGUCACUAUGUACUCAUUGCUACGGGAUGUAUGAUCUACGUGUACUAUCUUGGGAAUCGAAACAGUGGUGAUACUCUACCUUGUCGUUUAUCCGACUCCAGAACGGCGGAAGCAAUACUACGAGACAAUGAUCUAGACAUCUUACCUGUGUCAAGCAUUGGAUGCCCGUACGAAGUAUUGUCAGCGGCCAUUGAUACUAGCACACCAAAGUUUGUGAUUGCCGCAUUAUUACGAGGAAGGGUUGGUAUGAUUUGUGAUAUUAAAGGAGUUCCCGUACAUCUACCAACGGAACACGCGUCACCUCUUUUACACCAAGGCUCCUCGACUACAGAGCAGCUUUCGACAGAUCAGGUUCAAAAUAUCAGCGAAUUCCGCGAAGUCAUAGUCUCUAGCGCAAUAAUUGAGCAUGCUUUGAACCCAGAUAGGCGGCCAACUUUGACCUCUCGUUCCGUUUCCUCUUGUCGCGUAAUGAAUCGCUUGACGAGGGCACCGAGGAAAUAUUUCCACGAUAUCUGCUCUUUGGAGGAUCCUCCUCGCAGCGUGUCAAUCUGUCCUGGCCGUCGUUGCGUGGCAUUUGGAUGCGGAUCCGGUAUUGAAUUGCAUUGGGUGGAUGAAAAGACACAGGAAGACUCUAGGAAAUUGUUCCCUCUAUCGCAACCAGCAGAAGUUUUACAUUUUUUGCCAAGUCGUGUGGAGAUAGACGAGGCUUCCAAAUUACGCUUGAUAUCAUCCCUGGCUGGCCCAGGUGCCUCUGGAUGUCAGUGCUAUCGCGCGGCCAACGGAGAGGACGUCAUUUGCCAAUUUCAUCUGUCUUCUCGAGUCAAUUCAUUCACGCAUUGGACUCCACGCAAGAAUGGCCGCUUGAGUCUAGUAAAAGCAACACAUUGUCAUCAUUACCGCGCAAUGCCGGUUAAUGAUGGCUUGCAUAUUCUGUUUAUUGAGCCUGUCACCGGUCUUCUUUGUAUUGGCUCUGAUGCACCAAUCGGUGGUCCGACGAAUUUGACACGGGCCAUGAUCUGUAUACCACCUUCGGACGGCCUCGAGUCAAAGGAAGAACGCAUUCCUACAGUUUUUGCCGUGGGGUCAGACUUGAGCUGGGGCCUCCGCAUCGUGGCUGCUUACCAAGAUCGUCUCGUGCUCUACACUGUACCUGUCGACGUGUAUAAUGUUCUUCGACGGGAACGAGAACUACAGGGUGAUAAUGUGAUGGGCGAUAGUGAUUUGGCACGAGAUUGGUUUCUGGAUAAUGAACGUAAUUCGAAACGACGUGGCAGUCUGGCACAAAAUCAGAAUGGCGAUUGGGAGUUCUUGUUGCGAGUCAGUUAUCGACCAACAGCCAUGCUCUGGCCUUUGAAGAUCUAUGGCAAGGAAAUUGGACGCAUGGAUAAGGUCGUUGAUUUUUCAGUUCAGACAUCGAGUGGUGGAGUCCGCGUUUGGGCGUUUGGUUCAUCUGGUGAAGCUCGUAUUUUUGACAUUGAUACACACACAUCCAAGACAAGACCGGCUGCUGAUGUUGCUGUCAAAUCCUUCAAUGUUUCCUCGGACGGUAGCAUCGGAUCUGCAUCGUUUAAGAAUCGCGCGGAAUCCGGCCUUUUGUCACCACUACCCGUCGAGGCUACACGCAAGCGGAAACACUUGAGUCAACCGGCGGCAUUUGAUCGGAAGCUCCUGAGUGUAUGGAAGGACAACAAUACCCUUUCUACCAAUAACGACUGCGGUGUAGAUGGUUUUGAGGUAUCGUCAUCUACAACAUCUCUGACUUCGCCAUCAAGGCGAACAACUGCAUCAAUCGGCAGAAACAGCCAUCGCCAGUCAUUUGCGGCGUGCAUUAUGGAUCUGAAAAUCCCCGAACUCGGCGCUCGAGAAGGUCUAUGGACACCCCCGAACCGUGCUGCAACGGCACCAUCUACGCCCGGCUGCGACCUUGACGACAGUUGUGAUACCGCGGAAUUCCAUGAUAUUGCAUCUUACGAUCCUCAGGAAAUCAGAAAGUUUUUCACCGUCUGGUCCACAUCCUCACCUAAGCCCUCUGCUGGGCGCUGGCGUUAA